Alligator mississippiensis (American alligator) is the source of this 3063-nucleotide messenger RNA. RefSeq names its product chromosome 5 C5orf22 homolog (gene C5H5orf22). The transcript is spliced from 9 exons. The record is from RefSeq and is a predicted model, not a curated record. Bases 249 to 1622 code for a protein of 457 amino acids. NCBI's taxonomy places the organism in Eukaryota, Metazoa, Chordata, Crocodylia, Alligatoridae.
GGGUCCCAUCGCGGGGAUCUCGCUAGCGGCCCCGGCUCGGCCCCCGUGGCAGGGGGCGCUCCUGCGUGAUCGUGGCGGCUGUAUAGCUUGGGAGCUGCUUGCCCCGGAACGCUGCGGUGCCUGACGUUCGGUCCCCGGAACGCUGCGGUGCCUGGCGUUCGGCCCGUGGAACGUUGCGGCGUUCGGGGCGGGGAACUGGAGUUCGGAGCUGCGAACGUCGGCGCCAGCGGGGGCUCGGCCCAGUCGUGAUGAGCGGCGCUGGGGCUCCGGGGGGUCGGGGCCGCCUCCGGACGUACCCCGCGCUGCCUGUCUGGGUCGUGGAGGAUCAUCACGAUGUUCUGCCUUUUAUUUAUCGUGCCAUUGGUUCAAAGCAUCUUCCUGCCAGUAACAUCAGCUUUGUUCAUUUUGACUCUCAUCCCGACCUCCUUAUUCCUGUAAAUAUGCCGGCAGAUACUGUCUUUGACAAAGAAGCUCUGUUUAGUGAGCUCAGUAUUGAGAACUGGAUUAUGCCUGUUGUUUAUGCUGGCCAUAUUUCUCAAGUGGUAUGGCUCCAUCCAAUCUGGGCUCAGCAAAUCAAAGAAGGAAGACAUGAUUUUUUAGUCGGUAAAGACACAUCUACCACCACAAUAAGGGUUACAAGUACAGAUCAUUACUUUCUAAGUGAUGGUCUUUAUGUUCCUGCUGAUCAGCUAGAAAACCAGAAGCUUUUACAUUUGAAUGUCCUUCUAGUUAAGCCCUCUGAAACAUCCAAACAACAAGACGACAAAAAUGAAGCAUCUUCUGCUAAGAAACUGAAGUUAAAUGCAGAAGAUACAGCAAACACUGCUACUCCCACUUCAUCACAAGGACUGGAAAUUGUUGGCCAUUACUUAACAGAUACAAAGGCUCCUGGAGAUGAAGAGAACGCAUGUGCACAAGAUAAAACAGAAACGUUCUUAGAGUCCUCAGCUUCCUGCUCUCUUGGAAGCAAUGGAUGUAAACCUAUAGAGAUGGUUAAUGAUGUUCUUCAAGUAGUACAGAAAGGAGAUGCAUACGUUUUAGAUAUUGACUUAGAUUUUUUUUCCGUUAAGAAUCCAUUCAAAGACACAUACACCCAGGAAGAAUACAAGAUCUUGCAAGAGCUGUACAGUUUUAAGAAGCCGAAUACCAAUUCCACAGAGGAGGACUUGUUAGACUGUGUUGAAAAUCGUAUCCAUCAGUUAGAAGAUCUGGAAGCAGCUUUUGCAGAUUUAUGUGACAAAGAUGAUGAGGAGACUCUGCAAAAAUGGGCCUCAUAUCCUGGAAUGAAACCCCUGGUUCAACUUGUGCAUAGUUUGAAAAACCGAAUGGAUACUCCUGACUAUGAAAUGGUUCAUCAGGCUGGUCUUACCUGUGACUAUUCUGAACUUCCCCACCAUGUUAGCACGGAAAAGGAGAUAGAGGGCCUCAUGCAAUCUGUUAAGCAUCUUUUGAAAAACAUACCCAAACCUACACUUGUGACAAUUGCUCGAUCAAGUUUGGAUGACUAUUGUCCUUCAGAGCAAGUAGACUUCAUUCAAGAAAAUGUUCUGAAUGUUCUAAGCUCAGUGUAUGGUGUUCUGGACAUUCAUUUAGAAUAUGCAGCAGAUUCAUCUUCUGCAUGAAUGGACUCUCCAUACCCUCCUCUAACUCAGCAGCAUUACAUACACAAUUCAAAUAUUCCCAUGAGAUUGCUAUGCUGUGGAAAUAUCUUGUACUGAAAGCAGUCCCAUGUCCUUUGCCCCCAGAACAACUUCCAUACAAGCAGGAAUUCAUUAUACACAAUUUCACAGUAAGGAGAUGCCAAUAUUUUUAUGUAUAUCGCUCUCUGACAUUUGCUAUCUGGACUAUUUAAUUCACCAAAACCAGUAUAUUUUUGAGUCUUAUAUUAGCUAUAUUUGAAUGGGGAGGGGAAAAAAACUUUUUAUAUUACAGCAGAUGGCACUAGAAACCAAGAUAGUAAAGAGAGUUAAAUUUUAAGCGCACCCUGCCUUUGUUGCAUUGAUUUCUUAGAAAGCUGUACCUGAAAUGUCAUCCGCUUUUGUGUUGGUCACUGAUUAGACUUUGGUUUUUGGCUCCAAAUUAAAUAUGGUACAUAGUUUACUAGACUACUUUCUAAAAACUAGUAUUAUGAGGAGAAACUAUUAUGUUUAGUCCACAAAGGCUGUAACAGAAUUAGACACACAUUUGAAACACCUAUUAAACCUAUUAGCUUGCUUUUUCUUAUUUUUUAAAUAAAUAGAUUUCCCAUAUUUUAGUAAAGCAUGGGUUGAAAUGUAAUAGAAAUUUGUUAAACCCAUAACUGAAACCAGUAUCAUGAUGCGUUAACUACAAUUGCCAGUAGUGGCAUUAUUUGCUCACUCGGUGACUUUUGUUCCUUCCCUGUGCUGGAGAUAAUCACUUUUCCAUUUUACCUAUGUAGCCUGCCUUCUAUUGAAUUUUCCAAUAACUUAAUCCCCUUAUGCAGCAAGGCACUUUAUUGGCAGCCAAUGCAACAUCUCAGAAAUGCAGCCAUAUCUAUAGAGGACAGUUGCAGUCAGUCAGUAAAGGUGAGAGAAAGGGGAAACUUUGAUCAGGGAUUUUGUGAUAGCCACUGCUGCAACAGUGUUAUGAAAUUCCAGCAUCCACAAAAAAGCUUAUUUUCUUAAAAUUUAAUCUUACGCUAUUUUUCCUUUGGAAGUAGGUAUCUUAUACAAAUAUGUUUUAGUACCCAUUACAUUUAGGGGUGGGGGGGCAUGACAUUUUGGCCUCAUUGAACUCAGUGGCAAAAUAUACAUUGCCAAAAUUUUACUAACAUAUACUGAUAUUCAUACGUAUAGCACAAAGACUGUCUCUAGCCACAUAUGUACUCAUUUCCAUACCUAGCCAGAAAAAAGUGUCAUUUUCACAACAAUUUAUAAUUAACUGUAGUUCAAGAGGAAAUGGCCAUCUCCAGAAUGAAAAAGAGACGAGGCUUCAUCUGGGACUGAUAUGGAAAUGGGGAAGUGAGAACAUGAAGACAACCACUGGUAUAUAUAUAUGAAGAUUUUUGUGAAUAAAUAUUGUUUGUGGUGUUUUGAAAGAGAA